This is a messenger RNA of Oncorhynchus masou masou (cherry salmon), 2604 nucleotides long. RefSeq names its product TBC1 domain family member 15-like. The transcript has 17 exons. Lineage: Eukaryota; Metazoa; Chordata; Actinopteri; Salmoniformes; Salmonidae. Gene Ontology annotation, biological process: activation of GTPase activity. The record is from RefSeq and is a predicted model, not a curated record. Bases 62 to 2083 code for a protein of 673 amino acids. Gene Ontology annotation, molecular function: GTPase activator activity.
UUGAAGCUGUCAGGCACGUGAGCUGCACUGUGCAACGUCGUCUUGAGUGCAAGCAGGCGAUAUGGCGGCUGAUACUCCUCCCAAGGUGUUAUUUGAACAUGAAGGUGUUUUCAUACACUCGAACGAAGAUGGCGAAGAGCCAGAUCUCCUUGUUUCUGGGUUCCUACGGCUCAUUGAUAAGGAUGGUGAAACUAUCGUGGAAUACAAACCUUUGGAGGACACUGUUGAUCCAUCCAACAUGUUGUGCGCUGGCAAGGAUUCCAGCUCGGUGAUGGAGUGGGCCCAGUGUCCCGGGGAGGAGAGGUCGACUCCUCAGCAGGCGGUGGUAGAGCAGCAGCAGAGCUACGAGACUGAUUGGGACAUGAUCAACGCAGUCUCCUUUCCUAAGAGGAAACCCUGCUCCAACGGAGAGGGUGCAUUGAACCACACGCAUGAGAAAAGCAAGUGGGCCUUCACCUUCAGUGUGUGGGACCUGAGGUCUAUCACAGUGAAGGAGGAGGGCUCGUCCCGCCUGAUGUUCAGACUGAAGGAGCCCCCCACCUCCCUGCCAGUUCUCCACUUCCACCAAGGGGGUAGUGAAGACUUCCUGGACUGCUUGAGGAGAUAUGCGUUGAUCACUGAGGCCCCGGAUGAUGAAACCUGCCUGCUGGUCAGCCCUCCCAACAGAGCUCUGUCUCAGUCCUUCGAGAACCUUCUGGAUGACAACAACUACGGCCUUGUUACUAAGCUCAAGAAUGAUCCGUACGUGACGACCCUGGGGGGCUUCUCCAAGGUCACCAACUACAUCUUCGAUGCGUUCCGUGGCCCAGAGCUGGAGCAGCAGCAGCGCCCCCCGGAGGAGAUGGCUGACCUGGACAUCCUGGGACUGGGAGAGGUCAUCCCUGGCCUGGAGAUCAACCAGCAGGAGGAGCCGGGCUUCGAGGUCAUCACCAGGAUCGACCUGGGAGCAAGGCCAGAGGUGACGAGGAGGCAGCCACUGUCUGCAGAGGACUGGGCUGAGCACCAGGAGAAAGGAGGAAGGAUGAAAAAUGUCCCUCACCUCAAGAAAAUAAUAUUCAAAGGGGGCUUGUGCCAUGCGGUGAGGAAAGAGGCCUGGAAGUUUCUGCUGGGGUAUUACUCCUGGGACAGCACCUACGAGGAGAGGAAAGGUCUACAGAGGAGGAAAACGGAUGAGUACUUCAGGAUGAAGCUCCAGUGGAAGUCUGUGAGUGAGGAGCAGGAGAGGAGGAACUCCAGGUUGAGAGACUUCAGGAGCCUGAUAGAGAAGGAUGUGAACAGAACAGACCGAACCAACAGGUUCUAUGAGGGCAUAGACAACCCAGGCCUGGUGUUACUCCACGACAUCCUGAUGACAUAUUGCAUGUAUGAUUUUGAUCUGGGGUAUGUCCAGGGAAUGAGUGACCUCCUCUCCCCGAUCCUCUAUGUGAUGGAGAAUGAGGUGGAUGCCUUCUGGUGUUUUGUCUCCUUCAUGGAUCAUAUGCACCAGAACUUUGAGGAGCAGAUGCAGGGCAUGAAGACACAACUGAUCCAGCUCAGUACUCUGUUGAGGCUGCUGGACCUGGCCUUCUGGAACUACCUUGAGUCGCAGGAUUCAGGUUACAUGUAUUUCUGUUUCCGGUGGUUACUGAUCCGCUUCAAGAGGGAGCUCAGUUAUCCAGAUGUUCUUCGUAUGUGGGAGGUCAUGUGGACUGGCUUGCCCUGCCAAAACUUCCAUUUGCUGGUGUGUUGUGCCAUCCUAGACUCAGAGAAACGGAAAAUCAUGGAGGAAAACUUUGGCUUCAAUGAGAUACUCAAGCACAUCAAUGAACUCUCAAUGAAACUGGACAUUGAAGAAAUCCUUCACAAAUCAGAGGCUAUUUGUAUGCAGAUCAGAAGUUGUAAGGAUUUGCCUCAUUCAAUAAUUGAGAUCCUGGGAUUCAACACAGAAAGCGAACUUCCCAGAUUAGAAGGGCGGGAGUUUGGGACUCUUGAUUCUCCUCAGUCCCCCAGACCCACACAGAGACAGGAGGUCUUCUCUAAUGGUCACAAUGGACAUUACAGAGAACCCCUUCAAAACGGCUGCAAGGUCACUUUCAUAUCAUAGUGAACAAUAUCAUUCACACAGAGACUUUGCAAUGUCCACAUACCAGAAUGAGUAUUUUGGAUUCAGUUAUUGGAUAAUUUGUUAACUGAAGCAAGCUUAUCAAAGCCCUUAUAUGAAGAGAAAAUAAUGUAAAAAGGAUUUAAAGUUAUUAUUUUUGUAAUUUCUUGUACCAUAUUGUCUUUCAUUUAAAUAAGUCAUUCCUCCUUGCUAAGGUUUUUUUUGUAAAGACUGGCAAGGUGAGUUUAAUUUGUAAAGUAAUAAUAUGCUGUUUUUAUUUCAGCUAUAACCUUUUCCUGAAUCACGGACACAAGUAUUAAUUGUUUGUUUGAUUUACGUUUUAAAAACAAACAAUUACUUUUAUCAAGAUCAAGCCAGAUAUCAAUUUGGUAGUAAAUUACAAAAGUGCUGUAAAAUGUUUUGUCUUAAUGCUCUGUCACAAUUAAUACCCUUUUCAAAUUGAAAAUGUGAAAAAGAAAGCUCAAACAUCUCCCUGAAUAAAAAAAUAAUAAUAAAGCCUUUAA